GUUUAUAUUCAGAAUGAGAAUCAAAAUGGCUGUCAGUUGCUAAUUUUACCUCCAUGAUAGACUCAAUUCUUACUUGCAUGCGAACUUCAGGCCAGCAAUAAGAACUCUUUUCGAAUGAUGUGACCACUUAUGACUCCUGAAGUGAUUCUUUGUUUGCUUGAAUGAGUGAAAUGUCGGGAUCGGACUCCUUUCAGUGCUUCAGAAGCCAGGUCGACCUCUUCUUGAAGGGUGACAAUCUAUCACGCAAAUUUCAUGACUUAUUCGAGUACAAGGAUGCUGAAUCAGUCAAGAAAAAGCUUGAGAAGAAAAAGACAAAGAAAAAGAAAGUGAAGACCAAAGACAAGAAGCAAAAGAGAGAGAAGAGCCCAGAAAUUGCAGAGUCCCAGAGUUCUGCCAUCACAACACACGGCAAUGCGUCCGUCUUCUCUGUGUACGCCACAGUUCGCCAGGUUGUCCUGGCCCAGGCCAUCAGGGAGUCGACACGCCUCUACCACAUGGCCAACACGGCCACCGACUCAGACAGUGACAGUGAUGAGGAUGGGGAGGAAAAAGCCAAAGACUUACAAAUCAAGAUACCCAAAAUUGUUGGCUUGGGUCUCAAUGGUGUAUUUGAGUUGGUGAGAGAGUCACGCUCUGUGUACCCUGAGCUUUGCGUCAAAGCCUUACAUGCUUUGCUUGACCUGUUGCAAGGUCAGCAGCCAGAAGGCAUGAAGAGAGAACCGCCGGAUAUUGUGGAAAAUCUCUUCUCCCUGCUGAUGGACCUGGCCACCAACACAGGAGAUGGGGAGCGCACCAAAGGCGGAGGUUCAAUGAGCUCCCUGGCCUGCUCAGCUCUCAUCAGCCUCACCAUCGCACUCGGCGACACGGAGAAGCUACUCCGCGCCAUCACAGUAAUGCUCAUGUCCCGCUCAGGACUUGAACUGCAGGACAUACAGGUUCCGGGAAUUCUGGCAGCGCUUCAAAAGAGUGUCCAAGCAGUUUUGUUGGGCAAGUCCCAUCUCCCUGAUUGGUUCAACUAUGGAAUCAAGGCCAAGUGCCAGGCACAGAUUUUCAAAUUACAAAAUGCCAAGGUUGGAGAAUGUCUGGUUGAAAACUCAGCCAUUGCCAGUGAUGGUCGCUACCUGUACAUACUCAACAAAUAUGGACUGUACAAAGUUGGCUCAGGAUACGGGGGGACUGUCAAGGGAAAACUGGAGAGUCAGAAAAAAGAUUUCCCUGUUCACAAGAAUACUUUCCUUGCAUUUGCUGCUGGUAAAUUGUUGUGCAAGUGGGACAGAGGCAACACCCCCAGUCUCUGUGUCAUCAACAGAGCCACUCUGGCCCCUGAGAACACCUUUGGCAUGGAUGGUAACAGUUCAGGCCACAGUCUGCUGUUCAGUGAUGGGGAAAACAUUGGUUAUAUAGCCCCUGCCAAAGAGGAGGACAGUUUUGUGAUACGGACCUUUAGCCCUAUCAGCAAUCCUCCCAUGCAGCAAGUGAAUGAAGUGCCACUCAAACUGACCCGCAAGUGCAUGGAUGUGAUGGGGAGCACCCCUUUCGACUACACAUAUGAGAAGAGAACCAUUGUUUCAGGGUUUGAUGAAGACACCGUAAUGAUGGUUUCAGGCAAAGAGUUCAGCCUCAUCAAAACUAUUGGGGGCAAGGUCUUGUACCAUGGCAAAGCUGCCUCCCUGGGCAUCAAGCAGUCCAGCCAGGCUCAGGGCAAGUGGGCCGAGCUGACCAUCACAAAGUCUCCCAAGAUCACACACAUUGCCCUCGGCCAUGACGGCUUGCACGCUCUGAUGGUGGCUGAGGAUGGCAGUGUUUAUUUUGUCGGCACUGCCCGCAGAGGGGAAGAUGGAGAUGUGGGAGGCAAAGUACGGCGCCAGCCCAAGCCGACCAAGCCGCGAAAGAUGAGUCGCCUGGAAUCCAAGUUUGUGACACUGGCAUCAUGCAACAGUGGCACCAGUGCUGUGGUGACAAGGGACGGGGAGCUCUACAUGUUUGGCAAGGACACCAACCACCACUGCGAUCCCACCUCUGGCCAGGUGACUGAGCUGCGUGAUGUGCGUGUGGCCCAGGUGUGUCUAGGCAAGGCCCAUGCUGUUGUGCUCAGUUCCAAGGGUCAGAUCUACACAUUUGGCAUCAACAACAAGGGACAGUGCGGACGCGAGUUCUCUUCGCACGCCGCUUCUCCACGGGAUGCGACCCUGAACAUCACAAUGGCUGAAGAUGAAGAGGAAGCGGAGGUUGAUGAUAGCCUAUGUCCUCCAGGAAAGCACAAGUGGGUCUAUGAGGUGUGCAUGAUCUGCCCCGUGUGCCGUGAAUGCACCGGCUAUGGGGUGAGCUGUAUCAACAGCGGGCGCAAAGACAGGAAUCCGGGCAUGCCCUGUGGCUGUGGUGCUGGGGACUCUGGCUGCUCCGAGUGUGGCGUGUGCCGGGUGUGUGGGGAGGAGAAGUUGGCUUUCAAUGAGCUGGAUGAGAGAGGCUUGCUGGAUGUCGUUCAGGCUCGAAGAGCUCUCAAAGGAGAGGCUGGUGGUAAAAAAGAUAAGCUCCAGCUGCGGCAGGCUCAAAAGCUUGCUAAAGCCAGGAAACAAAGAGAAGGCACCAAUGAGGCAGAGGCGGAGAUCACCAAGCUGGUCAGCCUGACACCUGCGGAGACACAGAUCGAUGGCUCUGGCAGCCCUGCUGUACAGAUUGCUGUGGGUCUGCACCAUACAUUGGUCCUCUUGCAGAAUGGAGAUGUGUAUGCUUUUGGCAGCAAUAACAAUGGACAGCUUGGCCAAGGUCAUACUAAGAUAGAAGGGCGUCCAACCAAGGUCCCUCUGCCCUUCCCAGCUGUCAUGGUUGCUGCCGGCAGCCACCACUCGGCCUUCUUGCUGACCAGCGGUCAGAUCUACACUUGUGGAGAUCAUCAAAAAGGUGCUUUGGGUCGCAAUGGCCUGGACGAGUCCCCAGUGAAAAGCAAACACACCCCAUGGUACAGUGUGCCUGGGCCAGUGCCUAAUGUGGGUGCCAAGUAUGGCAGAAGGGCAACAUGGAUUGGGGCAAGUGGUGACCAGACUAUCAUGAGGAUUGACGAGUCACUGAUCAAUGCUCACACUCUCACCCGCUCCAAUAUUUUUGCCAGCAAGACAUGUAUUGGUUUGAUUCCUAGAGGUGACGAGAAUCCAGGAGCAAUGAAGUGUCUCAUGAUCAGCAAGUCUGAUGGCAACUGCAAAAGCUUCUCGGAUGAUGAACAGGAGGACCUGAGCCACCAAGCUGUGUGUCUGGACCCAGUUUAUGAUGUGUUGUGGGGGUACAACCCUCGCAGUCAAGAGAUCCGCUGCUACAACGUGCUGGUCAGUGAGGCCCAGAGCCUUACCAAGAUUGACCCGGGCUACUGUGACAUCUUCAGCCCUGAACUCGCUGUGCCCACCCGCAUUGGGUGUCAGGCCACACGCUCUCACUGUGCUCUACACAUGCUAGGUUGCCUGGACACUCUGACUGUAGCCAACCAGCUGAAGCUGCAGGUGGCGGAGGAGUCUCGGGAGAAGGCGGCCAUAAGCAAGGUUUACAGCAAAGAGGACUAUACAGUGGUCAACAGAUUUGAAAGUCAUGGAGGAGGCUGGGGUUACUCUGGUCACUCGGUGGAGGCCAUACGUUUUAUGUGUGACACAGACGUCCUGCUCGGGGGGUUUGGUCUCUUUGGUGGUCGAGGAGGAUACCUUGGGAGGAUUAAGCUUUUCGAGCUUGGUGUUGAAGGUGGAGAGAAUGAGGGUGAUGGAGAGCUUCUUGCAGAGACUGAGGAAACUCAGUUUGUUUGUGGUGCCAGGGAGAAGUAUUCAAUGCUUUUCGAUGAGCCUGUACCCAUUCAGGCCAACUUCUGGUAUGUGGCCUGGGCCAGGAUCUCUGGUCCAAGCAGCGACUGUGGGGCCAAUGGUCUUGCGACAGUUCACACUGAAGACUCAGUUGUGUUCAAGUUCAAGAGUUCCCGCAAGUCGAAUAAUGGCACGGACGUCAAUGCUGGACAGUUGCCACAGCUGCUCUACAAACUUCCACCUCGAGAUAGCCCAGCAGUCACACGGAAGGCUGAUCAAGUGGACCCAGCGCACAUCUUGAGCACAGAUUUUUCGCAUCUGGUCUCACCGCAAAGCCUGGAGGCCCUCCUGAAGCUGCUGGAGUACAGCUGGUCCGCCCUGCACGCCACAGUCCCCACAGCCUCAGGCUUCAAGGGAGAGCAGGAGGAGGUGCUGUCUGACCUCCAGAGGAUCGUCUUCAUUGCCAGGGCGUGCCUGAGGCUGCUUCGUACCUAUGUGGCUGACAUCUACCCUGAUGGAGUGAUUAAAAAGAAGACGCCACCAGAGUCCUCCCACCUUGCAGAGCGCGUGGGUGAUGCCCGUGACCUUUUGCGCAGAAUCCUGGCGGAGGACCUUCACCUGGGCAAGUUCCGUGUGAGCCUGUCAGAGCACCAGGGCAUGCGUCGGUACCGGCAGAUGCGUGAGGACGUCCUGAACGAAUGCCACGCCACCUUCCGCACAUGCUUCCAUGCCUUCUACCCGACAGGCCACCUCAAGUGGUGGUGUCUCUGUGACCUUCUCUGUCAGAUGGAGCCGAUAAUCGAAAGAAGAGGGACAGGACAGCAGAGCAGUCCCAAUGUGACGGGCAUAAGCCGGCUGCUGGCUGCCGUGAUGGAAGCCCUAUGCCACCCAGCGGUCAAGCUGACCUCGCUGAUGCCCAUCAACUGUGAGCCGGAGACGGAGGCGGUGCUCCGACGUCACAGCAUGAGCAUCGAUGACAACACCAACGCCAUGGCUAGGCUGGGGGAGCCUCACCGAUACCCUGUGCUGGCUGCUCACAUGACGUGUCGCAUGGAGGAGGACAACAUCCCUGCUGGCUCUCACGUGACCUUCAAGGAGGUGCUAGAUCGGCUCCUGAUGAUCGUGGCUGUCCCCGUGAGACAGCUCCUGAGCAAGGAGAGCCCAUCGUUCCCCCCGGCCCUGGUGGCCAACACAUGCGCUCUGCUCACCACCAUCAUUGGGGAGCUGGCAGCCUCUGCCAUGGGGUUGGAGAUGGAUGUGAAUGUGUCCUCGCGGCCCAUGCUGGUGACUCCAAACCGUUUUACGCGGGCCAGCAACACAUGCCAGUGGAAUACAGGCAAGGGUAGUCCUGAUGGCAUCGCGUUCUGUGUGGACCGGCCAGGCAUCGUCAUGGCAGGCAUCUGUGUCUACACAGGGUCCGGCACCAAUGAGUACGAAGUGGAAGUGCUCAAAGAAGAGGCUCAUCCGGAGGGAGCUGAGGGCCCCAAGCAGAGUGGCAAGCCAGAGUCCUGGUCCAGCAUACUGUCCACCAAAGGCUCCUACUCUUUCGAAGACUGCAUGAGUGACAUUUUCGAGGUCAAGUUUGACCGACCUCUGCCACUGAAGGAGGGACAAAAGUACGCUGUGCUGCUGAAGAACACGGGUGAGAAGACAAUGAGCGGAGACAGUGGGGAGACUAAGGUGCGCUGCACUGACGGUACAACUUUCACCUUCUCUUCUUGUGUGCAAAGCGCCAACGGCACCAACAUCAUCCGCGGGCAAAUCCCUCAGAUAUUGUACUACAGCACGCCUCAAGAGGGCGAGGCCCAGUCUCAGAACAGCCGCCACCUCAUGGAGCUCCUGGCUCGCCGCAAUGCCAUUGACAUCUGCGGUGCCAUCUGCCAUAUGGCUACCGACCUGCUGCACCGGGCACACUCCCACCCAGUGGCCACAGUAGGAGAGCACUUGGGCUCCUCCCAUCUUUUCUCCUCUCUGCUGCCCCUGGCUCUGGCUUACGCUGGACCUGUGGCCGUGCAAGAUCCAAGGGGGGCAGUGCAGAUCCUGUACCUGGUGCAGGAGAUCCUCCCCGCCGUGUCUGGGCUCACCCGCCUCAUGGUGCCCCCCGCCCCCAUGACCACCAGCAGCAGCAGCGGCAGCACCAACGCUCUGGACAACAGCAGCACCAGCAGCAGCAGCAACAAUGGUGGUGGAGGUGGCGAUGUGACACACAGCACCACCAGCCAGCACUACGCCUCAGUGGAGAGUGAGCACCCUUACAGGCCCGCCUGUGUGGUCAACUACAAGGUUGAGUUUCCUCUCGGUGUACGCUGGAUGGUGAUAGAGUUUGAUGGCCAGUGUGCCACCAGUCAGCCCGAGGAUUCUCUCCAACUCUACAUCCCUGCAGUCACCAGCCAUAGGUCAGAGCAGGGUCAAGUGGGCAAGGUCAUCACCAUGCCGAUGACCUCCAAAGUGGACAUUGAUCCCAAUGUAACUCAUUGGCCGAUCUUGAAGAAAUAUUAUGGCAACCACGAGUGGCCUAAGUCUGCUGUCUUGCUGCCUGGCAAUGAAGUUGUUUUCUCUUUGGAAACUGCAUCUGACUAUGUCAAGGAUGAGAAAGCUUCAUUCUAUGGGUUCAAGUGUCAGAUUGUUGGCUAUGAAUGGGGAGCCAAGCCUGAAGAGAGUAUCCUGAUGCUUGAAAGAGAACUGGCAUUCCUCGGUGGUAUGUGCUGCUCUGCGUUGAUGAAGAAAGACAUUCCCCUACCAUCAGCCAACCUGGAGGAGGUGGACGAUGACCUGGAAGUGAUAGAGGAAGGAGCUCGUGUGGUGUUUGAGAGCCACACCAGCCUGUUGGAGAAAGGCUUUGCCUUGUCCCAGCCCCCGACCAUCUACCAGGCCCUGGAGGGGAAUCUGCCUCUGCGCUGGCAGUCCAACGAGCACAGCUUCCUCAAGGACUUUGUCUCUUGUGCCCAGGGAACUAGCGGGGGAAGACUUGCCAGAUGGCUGCAGCCUGACUCCUACCUGGACCCAAAGCAGUGUGAGAUUGAAUGCAGCCGGGAAGACCUCAAGUGCAGCUGGCCAGCUAUGGUGACUGUCUAUACCAAAGACCAGUAUGGGAAUCUUGUCAAUGUUCCCAAUCUCAAGAUGGAAGUGCGAGCUAUCCCUGUUGACCAACAAGAACUCGGGGAGGACCUGAAGAAGAUGCGCAAGUUGAGCAGAGCCACAGAACCAUCGGACAUGACCUUUGGGGGUCACCCAGCACCCGUCUUGGACGUGCCAUAUGAGCCCAUCCUGAAGGACAGAAAGGACUUGUUCCAUGCCAUCACCAUCAUGAAGCGCUAUGAGAAUUACUCCUUUGAGGAGCUGCGUCUGGCGUCCCCCGCGGUGCCCCGCCCCAGUGAGAACAUGUUGGUGACCACGAACCGCGACGGGACCUACAGUGCCAGCUGGACGCCUGGCUCUGUGGGCGUGUACAACAUCAUCAUCAUCAUUGAUGGGGUGCAGUCAGGUAGUGAUGGCUUUAAGGUUGAGGUGAAGGAACCGCCUCAGGGAGCCCCGCCCCCUGUCACUGCACAGAAGUCUCAGCCUCCAAAGACUCGCAAGUUUGUGGCCAAGUACAGUGCAGGCUUGAGAAUUCGGGUCAGCCCGACCCUUCAGAGUGAGCAGAUAGGAGUUGUACCUCCUAACUGUGUCAUCUCCUUUGUGGAUGAGACCACAAAUGAUGACGGCAUGUGGCUGCGUCUGUCCCGAGCCUCACUAAUGGAAUUCUGCGGCCUUGAGGAGGAUGGUUCGCGGUCAGAAGGCUGGUGUCUGGAGUACAACCAGCACCUAGACAAGACCCUGUUGAUACCUGCAGAGACCCCGAAGCCUCUCCAGAGUCACCGCAGCCCACGACACGCUGCGGAGAGCAGGCGGGAACACCAUCGAGCCCGCAGUGGGAGUCACUCGUCCCAUGGUGUGGCUGCAGGUGGCUUGAUGGGCUGGCCCACCAAAGGCCCGGGGACUUACAUGGUGACCAAAUGCGGGGCCUCAGGUCACAACAUCCGCGCCCGGCCGAGUCUGAGAGCUGCUCCUAUCGGCAUGGUGACCAAGGGGAAAAAGAUCAAAGCUGUGGAAGAUGUGGUGACCUCAGAGGGCGUGUGGAUCCGGCUGUCCGAGGACUCUGCCCACAAGUACUGCCUCAGUCCCAUGGCCUCCGAAGCUUGGUCACUGGUCAGUGGGAUUGACAAGGCCCAGUACAUGCAGCAUGAGUCAGAGUUCCCAUUUGGUGGGCGUGGACAAGACCCCUUUGCGUUCCGAAGCCUUCCACCGCAGUCCCAGCAAGGCUUUGACUUUGCCAUGAAAGCGGCACAGUACGCCAACACUUUCCCAGGAUUCUUCCCCAGUGAAGAAGCGUUUGGCAAGAGUAAAAGUAUGCCAUCAUCUGCUUUCAAUUUUGGAGGAAUAACAGGUUUUCAGCCCAAGAUACCUCUGCCCAGAUUUGGAGAGCCCCCAGCUCCAGAUGAAGCAUUUGGUCACACUUCCUUCCCCCCAUCCCCACCUCCUCCCAAUCAGAACUGCAAUGAGGAGGAGAAUGGAGCAGAUAUUGGCCUGGAGGAGGCAAUCCUUGCAGACAGAAUUCUGCGCCAGAGGCAGAGGUCUGGCUCGAACCCCAAUCCGUUCAUGUCCGUGCCGCCUCUCCCAGCCCACCAGAUGACCAGCCACCAGCGGUCAUUGUCCACUCGCAAGGCCUCUGACCCCGGUCUGGUGCGGCUGACCCUGCAGGACAACAAGGACAUCCCUCCAGAGCUGCAAGGGGUGCCCGUCAACGAGCUAGUCAAAGCCCUAGACACUGCAAAGGGCACCAAAACCACCAAUCGAUCUACUUACAUUUACUGUGAUGAUGAUGUCAUAGCGUGUCCUAGUUUCACUGCCCUAGGCCUUAAACUGUGUUAUCCAGCCAUUAACCCUCGGAAAUUGGCAAGAUUAGUGGGAGAGUCUCGGGCCAAUGGGAAUGGUCCAACGCCCCAGCCCUCCCCACCUGGCUCACCAAAGCGAGGCUCACGUGAGAGUAGCCCAAAACCUUCAGAAAAACGUUCAUCUGAGAGAGAAUCUUUGGGAAAAGAUGAGCAGUUCAAAACCCCGCCCAGUAGCCCGAUCCCAACGCGGGUGAUUCGAGGCCCUCUCCAGAAAGUGGACUCAUUUGACAAGUCCAACACACCCACCCCGCCAACCACACCUCAGUCAGAGAGAUCGGACAAGGCAGCGGGUUCAAAACCACCACCAGCCUCAGGCUUGACCGCUACCUUGCCAGAGAACAACAAAAACACGUCAGAAAGUUUAAGUUCUUCUCCUAUGUCUGUGGAUACAGAUAGCUCAAAGACCAAAGACCUGGAUCUGAGCCCUAGGGAAGUAAGAAUAGGAGAAGGGGCAAAGUUGAAGCUUCUUCCUUCAGACACGGAAAAGUUGCUAGGUGUGACCGCGUCAAGCUCACCUCUGGGUGUUCCUUCUGGUGAGAAAAAGAUGAGCCCCGUGGCGGUGGUGGUGCCCACGGUGAAGACUGUGGCAUCGUCCAAUAGCACAGUGCCAGAAACAGCCCAGAGAAGUGGACAGGGCCAGGACCCGGCCGUCGCUGGAGGUCUGGCCACUGGGGGAGGUGUGAGAGCUCGCUUCCGGUCUCCACCCGUAUCCAAUGAAAGACAUGAUGUCAGCAGUGGCUCUCAAGGUGUAGAUAUGGUGGACAUUGGAGCAGUGGGAGCCAGCGAAGGCACGGCGGUCGCGGUGGCGGGAGCUGCCAGUGGGAGUAGCACUUCCUCCAGUGGAUCCAGGAAAUCCAGCAUGUUCACCAUUGGGACGGCUUCGCCAAAAGACGACUCUAUACGACUGUCUCCCAAGUCAACAAGAAAAGAUCGGAGUCGUUCUAGUCGAGUGAAGCGGGAGAGAGCAUCGUCACCAUCAACAUAUGAAGUAGCUCCCCUUCAGAGAGCCAGAUCUGCAUCUGCUUCAAAGAUCCUGGACAGAACCCGUGGUGCUGUGGUGAAGGAUGCCUUGUCCCCAGCUGCUGCCGAGUGCCUCCGUGCUGUCUUCGCUGCCUUUAUGUGGCACGAGGGCAUCGUACAUGAUGCUAUGGCCUGUGCUUCCUUCCUCAAGUUCCAUCCAGAUCUCACUAAAGAGAUGUCUAAGUUUGUCAAGGAAAAGAAGCACGCCAACACAGAACCCCGGCGCCAGCGCCAUGCCACCGAGUCCAGCAAGGACAGAGCCCACCCCCGCCGUAAGGACAACAUAAACGAGAGCCGUGUACGCUUCAACCUGGAGCCCCAGUACUCCGAUGUGGACAUAGAAGGGCCGUGUGAGCCGUAUCUGCCCCCAAAACCGAGGUCAACCCGUGUUGGCUCCAGCCCUGCUGUGGAUAUGCCGGUCAAGCCUCUGUUGUGCGAGACCAAGUCCGAUGCCUACGUGGAGAGCGGCUCCUCGCCCAUGGGAUCCAUCAAGCGACAGGUGGAGCGGCACAAGUCGGAGGGAGGCACCGCCCAGUUCCACGCGCUGAUUGAGGCAGCAGCCAAGCCAAAAGGAGACAAGGAAACCCAGCUGCCCAAGACCCUUCAGCACUUGGUCCACUUCUGGGAGGAGCUGUCCGAGUCUGUGGUGCAGGUGAUGAGCCAGGACGCCGUGCCCCCGAGCCCCGCCAUGGCCGCCCGCAUCAAGCAGCACGAGCGACGCGAGAAGGACCGCGACAAGGAGAAAAAAAUGAAGAGGAGGAAAGGAGCCAAGCCGGCCCCACUGCCCAUCAUGGAAGGAGGUGGUGGUAUUCCCAACCUGGCAGGGAGGGCCCAGGAGAUGUUUGGUGAUGCGUUUGUCCGCAUGUUCCGUCCCCCGCCCGGAGGAGCUGGGGGAGACGUUCAUCCUUUGGCUGCAGCGGCCGCAGCGGGGGGAGCUGGGAGAGAUGCCGACACUUUCUGUGAUCUCUGUCAGGGUAUGUUUCCACACCCUGUGACUUACCACAUGCGCCAGGCUCACCCGGGCUGUGGGAAGCAUGCAGGAGGCAAAGGCUACAACUCCAGUGGUAUCUUCGGCGGGGGCUGGGCUGGCACCUGUGGUGAGGGCGGUAUUGGAGAGUGCUCCUGGUAUCUGCUGUGUGAGAAGUGCCGAGAGAGGUACAUGAAGGAAAAGAAAUCUUCAAAAGACAAAAAUCGGAAAGGAAGGAAGAAAAGCAUGAGCCUGGCUCCUGGGUCUGCUUCCUCCGCCGGUGGCAAGCCCCAGAACUUCCUGUCUCCCAUGGAGGCUCACCACAUCCUGAAGAACAACGCUCAGUUCCUCCUGGAGCUGGCCAGUUCCUCGGGACUCUCCCUGCCCAAGCACAACAAGUCGCGGCCCUUGUCCCUCCCCCGCGGUGGGGACAUGUACCUUCCCAGUGUCAGCGAAAGUGGCACCGACCCCGACCCUUUCCCUCCUGUACCCUUCCAGUAUCUCAACCUUCACAAUGCGGGGAACUCGGACUCGGCCUUUGCCGAGGACUUUUUCGUCGCAGAAGAUGAGAGGGUGUUUUUACGCUCAGGGUCCAUGAGCAGUCCGCUACAUCAGAAGCAGAAUUUGCCUCCAUAUCGGCCACGUCUGCCCACUGAACCGCGGCAUAGUCCUCUGGCCAGGUCAGGCUCUUUAGGGCAGGACACACGUCCAUUUUCACAGUUGCUGCCAUCUUUGAAGCAUGAAAACACAAGAGCUCUGCUGGAGAAGCAACCAAUGACAAAGAGCGCUGGCACCAGCCCGGACUGGGAGCAAGAGGGACACAAAAAGGCUUUCCACCGCAGCGUCUCUGAGUACACGUCGGAGAACGAUGCUGACGAGCAGGAGUUUGUCUUCUCACGGGCUGUGUCUGUGUCUUCGCGACGACGCAACAACAGCGGAAGUGUCGUAGAUGGAGGAGUUUCGUUGCUGAAGCACCCGUCGGCCGCAAUGACCAGACUAAUCAGCGCUGUGGAGAAGAGGAAUGGAGGCCACACUCUGCAACGUCCAGUCAUGGAAUUCAUUGUCCAGCGACACGAUCUGGAAGGCUUACAGCUGGCCAUGAAGCAGGCAUUGAGGAAAGCCAUGUGUCGUGUCUUUGCCAUGCAGGCUAUGAACUGGUUGAUCCGCAGUGUGGUGCAGCAGAUUUGUUUGCAUGACUUACUCUGGUUCUUUGUCGACUCACUCAUACCUGCUUCUGAGGAUGAGACAGAUGCCGAGGAAGAAGGGGAAGGCGAAGCGAAGAAAAAGGAGCCAAAGAAAGACCUAGAGGACGUGCCAAUGUGUGACCACCCCAUGUCAGAUAUUGUCAUUGCUGGCAAAGCUGCCGCCCAGCUCCCUGAGACCUUCCACACUUUGCUGCAGACCAUCAGUGAUCUCAUGAUGCUCCUGCCCAUGGGAUCAGCUUUGCAGCAAAUGGCGGUGCGCUGCUACUGCCUGCAGUUCAUGCAGUCGGACCACCAGUUCCUGCACGAGUCUCACGUGUUCAGCAACCUCAGCCGCAUCCUCAGCAAGUCAGAGGAGGAGCCAGAGGAGGGGCAGCUGGAUGCCUCCAUGAUGCGAAGAUCUGUGUCCAUGUUUGAUCCGAUCACUCACAAAGUUCUGUGCCUCAAGGACCUCAUGGGCAUGACAGAGAUCAAAGCUUCCAGUAGACAGGCCAUGAUAGGAAGCCUUACAGACAAUUCGACAGAAACAUUUUGGGAGAGCGGGGAUGAAGAUCGCAACAAGAUGAAAGUCCUGACUUUGAUCUGCUCUGAGAAGACGGUGCCCCAAGUGAUCUAUGUACACGUCGACAACAUACGUGAUAUAGGGAACAAAGUGUCAAGUGUCACUUUCAAUGCUGGCAGCCAAGCUGAUGAUCUGAAGAAAGUCAAACACGUUGAGGUGGACGUUCUCCACUCGGGUUGGAUCCGCUGCCCGGUGCCGGGCUCGGCCUUCUCCCCACUGCGCCACAUGACCGUGGAGUUGAAGGGCUCGGACCAGAGUCUACGCCUGCGACAGGUCAAGAUCCUGGGCCUGGUGGAUGACGAGGACACAACGGUGGAGGUCAAGAAGGGCGCAGUUCAGAUCCAGCAGGACAACUGUGAGGGGGAGACGCUCAAGGUGUUCCGGAUCUUAACCUCACAGGUGUUUGGUAAGUUGGUAACCAGUCCAGAAGAGAGCGAGAGCGAGGAGGAUAAGAAGGAGGACAAGGACAAAGACAAGGACAAGGCAGACGGUGACAACGACCUCAAGGAGCACAUGGUCAGCAUUCUGUUCAGUCGCAGCAAGCUGUCACACAUGCAGAAACAGGUGUGCAACCACAUUGUCCAAGGAAUCCGAAAGGAAGCGGUGAAGAUGCGAGAAGAAUGGGAACAUGGGCUGUCACAGGCGUCAGGCUCUGCGGAGGAAUGCCACGGCUCUGACGUUUAUUGCUUUGAGCUCAUCUCGAUGGUGGUUGCUCUGAGUGGUUCGUCUGUGGGCCGCAAAUACCUGGCUCAGCAGUACACGCUCAUACAUGACAUGUUCAGUUUACUGCACACAGCCACACCGCGCAUACAGAGACAGAUCACCAUCAUCUUCCGGCGUGUGCUGCCAUGGGUGAAGCCCCAGGUCCUGGCCAUGAUUCUCUCCAUACCCAAUCUGCCACCCAUUGACUACAACAUCGUGGGUGAGUCGGAGGGAGACUCGACCUUUGACCCGGAGGCCCCAGGCAUUCUUGACGUGUUCUUGUCCUGUGUGGCCAAGUCUCUCAGCGUCCAGAUGAAGGUGAAGAGUUCCGGUCCCAGCAAGGUCAGCACCACUUUGACUUUGUCACAGUGCCUGGAGGAUUCUGCACGGUCCACUCGCUGGUGGCUGCGGGGAAAGAUGGACUCUGGCCUGGCCUCCAGCAUCAUGGAGCUGGUCAAGGAAAUGGCUGCUGGCAAGCUGUCCGAAUCUUGGGCUACCUUCACGAAGGCAGCCAUCGCGGAGACCAUUCUGAACAUGACCAAACUAGAUGAGACUCACAGAGACCCCCAGACUUGUGUGAAGACUCCAACUCUGUGGCUUGCCCUUGCCUCUCUGUGCGUGUUGGAUCAAGACCACGUGGACCGCCUGUCCUCGGGUGAGUGGGUCUCCAGUCCGGACCACCAGCACGGCCAGCCCAGGCCAACUUGUGACAACCACGACGACGGAGUUACCCCUGCCAUCAUCCUGUGUGGAGACUGCGGCAACUUGUGUGCUGAGUGUGACCGCUACCUCCACUUGCCACGGCGCAUGCGAGGACACCAGAGACAGGUGUUCAAAGAAGAGGAAGAGGCAAUCAAAGUGGAUCUUCAUGAGGGAUGUGGCAGGAUUAAGUUGUUCUGGGUCAUGUCCCUCGUUGAUUCGAGAACUUUCAAAGCCAUGGUGGAAUUCAGAGAAGGAAAAGUGUCUGGUGCAAGUAUUGGACCAGGUACAUGUCGGUUCUGUGGCCGCACAAGCAACACGGGACUUCUGGCCAUUGGCAACGUCUGCUCUGACCCUGAAUGCCAGGAGUACUCAAAACUGGCCUGUCAUCGCAUGCUGAGCUGUGGCCAUCUGUGCGGAGGUAUAGCUGGGGAGGAUCCCUGUCUCCCGUGUUUGCACCGCUGUCGCGCCUCAGACCAGGAGCUGCUCAAACAGGACGCAGACGACAUGUGCAUGAUCUGCUUCACCGAGGCUCUGGCUGCUGCUCCGGCAAUACAGUUGGCUUGCUCCCACGUUUUCCACCUUCACUGUGCUAAGAUGAUCCUCACAAAGAGAUACGUCGGGGCUCGCAUCACGUUUGGCUUCUCUCUCUGCCCGAUCUGCAAGAGCACCAUUGAGCACCCAGCCCUCAAGUCGCUCCUUGAACCGAUCAAAGCGCUGAAGGAGGACGUCCGGCGUAAAGCUUUGAUGCGACUGGAGUACGAGGGCCUGGACCGAGCGGAGGCCAUCACCACACCAGGCGCUCGCUUCUACCAGGACCCAGCUGGCUUUGCUAUGGAACGCUAUGCUUACUAUGUCUGCUUCAAGUGCAAUAAGGCUUACUAUGGAGGAGAGGCACGCUGCGAUGAGGCUGUUGGAGGUGGGGACGACUUUGAUUCCUCAGAGCUGGUGUGUGGGGCGUGUUCCGACGUGUCGCGAGCGCAGAUGUGUGCCAAGCACGGGGCCGACUUCCUGGAGUACAAGUGCCGCUACUGCUGCUCCGUGGCCGUCUUCUUCUGCUUCGGCACCACCCACUUCUGCAACCUUUGCCAUGAAGAGUUCCAGAGAGUCACUGCCAUUCCCAAGACCAACCUCCCCCACUGCCCGGCUGGGCCAAAGGGUAUCCAGCUGGAGGGAGAAGAGUGUCCUCUUCAUGUGAAACACCCGCCCACAGGGGAGGAGUUUGCUCUAGGAUGCGGCGUGUGUCGUAACGCACACACGUUCUAACCACACCCGUCCAGACUCCGCCCUCUGACUAAGGUGUUAGUUUGAAUAGAAAAAGAUGGAAUUUGAGAAUGGGGUUUGAAGCUUUACAAUGCAAAACUUUCACUCCAAUGUUGCUGUAGAUAUGAGCCAAUUAGUUUUGAUAGUUCCUCUACGACAGCAGAGACAGCCACCGAGAUUCGUUUUAUGUGAAGCUACUGACAAACGUGUGUAUGUGUGUGCAUUUUCUAAAUAUUUCUCACAAAGUGUUUGUUUCAGCCUGGAGAUCCUAGCCGAAUAGACAGUAACACUUAUGAAAUAUUGUCUUACUUUAUUAAACUUUCUUACUUAUCAAUGAAAUGUGCAGGGCUGUCACAUUCAUAUAAUUUCAGUAAUAAUUCUAGAAAUAUGUGUUUGUGAUAAAAAAAUUCACUUAGCUUUCAAAUAAAUUAUGCAUUGUUGAAUGUGAAACCAGGCGCUCGUCAAAAUAAUGAAAUCGAAGAAGAAGAAGCCAGCAUUCUUCUGCCUGUUGGCCACAUUUCUUAUAUAUUUUUUUUUGGGGGGGGGGGGGGGGGCACAGCACCUUUUAUGUCCGCUUAAAAACACUUUUCAGGGUGAAUUUUAUAGAAAAAAGAUGAUCAAAGGCACACACAAAAUGUAUUUGUACAGUUUCCAAGUACACCCAAGCAUUAUAAGUCACCAAAUGUUGGCGCUCAUUUUCUCACUAAAUUUCUCAUUCACACAAAGGCUUCCCCAACCUUAUUCAAUAGAAAAUAACUUUUCUUUAUUCAAGAUAGAUGGGUACUUUUUUCAUUAAAAUGCAAGGAAAAUAAAUUUACUUUUUUCGCAAGGUAAUACAGGCCGAAAAAAACUAAGUAAAUGCAGAGGCUUACUUUAAGAUAAUAUUAAAAACUCCACACUCCACAUGCCCAAAAAUUGAUGAGUGCCUGAUUCCACCAUUAAUGAAUUAAGGUGUGUAGAUGGUGGAAGUUGAAUGAACAGUAACUGCUCCCAUUUUAAUUCGUUUUCUGUUGGUUUUUUUGUUUGGUUUGUUUUGUUGGGGUUUUUUUGUUUGGUUUGUUUUCUUGGUUUUUUUGGGGGGGAGGGGUCGUUUUGUUGGGUUUCUUUUUAAUUUUUUAAAUGUAGGCUCGCCUGCUUUUAGGGUAAGGUCUUUGUGUGCAAAAGGACACAAGGCUGGAUUUAUGUACUGUCAUGAAUUUGCUAUGGUAAAAGAGGAAUGAGCACCCAGUUUUCUUUCUAUAUUGUUUGCAUACUUAGAAUAAAAUAAUGUGUUAUAACGACAUUUACUUUCUCUUUCUACAUAGUUAUGCUUCCUACAUGCUAUACUUUUUUUUUUCAAUAAAGUUGAACAGCAAAACACCUUUUGAUUGUCGUAGAUUAUGUUUAUGCAGAAUUUUGUUUGUUCUCUGCAGUGAUCAGUUCUCGUGGCUUGUGCUGUUGUUUAUGCAUUAUUUCCUUUUGCAUAACUUUGUUAUGGACAUGGACAUUGAUGAAGACAGUUGUUGGUUUUGUGACCUUUUUAGUUUUAUAAUUUUCAAGAGAAAAAAUAGUUUAUUGUUUCUAUUUUGUUUUGGUUGGUUGUUUUUUUGUUUUUUGUUUUUUUUGGGGGGGGGGUGCUUGUUUUUAAUGACAUGGGUUUUUUUUCGUUAAGAAGUUCAAUGUCAACUGUAUGUGCAACAUGGCUAAAAAUGAGAUUUGAAUGUUUCACUUUAUGCUGACUAUCACCUUAUAGGGUUGAAGUUUGAGAGAUUUCAAGCUGCCAAUUUCAUAGCCUGUUAAUUUUUUCUUGUACCAGUCACUGGUUUUAAAGUUGUAAAGUUGAUUACUAGUACACAGUCAUCAAGUCAUAUGUAAUUUGCUUUUCCUAAAUGGUGUAGGAGUGUCCGCUUAAUUGACUCCGAAAGACUUAUUCUGUCGAUACUUUCUCUGUGGGCUCUGUAGAUAAGUUCCUGUUUUGCAUUGUGUGAUGGUUGUGUGCGUCAGUGUCUGUGCUUUUUCUUCCACGGUUUUACGGCUGGUGACUUAUCUUCCAAGUAAGAGAGUAGAGUACCUCAAAGACGCGCACUGUGCACAAAGCUCAUAGUAGAAAACUGCCUGAUCCAUUUAUCCCAUGGAUACAAUAUAUUAUCAUUAUCAAUGUGGUGGGAUGUACUCUGUAAAUUUAUUGCAUAUUAUUUUGAUGUUUCAAACAUGCACUUUCUCUGUCCACUCCAGAUACCAGUGAGUUGGAAGUUGUUGGAUGUUAUACGGGUGAGUUGGGGAUGCAACUUGCAAUGGCCAAAGUUCACAGCGUGGUGUCAUUCAAAGCAAGACUUCAUUUAGAAGCUGUGAGGCUAGGAGGGGUUUUAAUAUUGAAUGAUGUCUGCUAGCUGAACUUUUCGACCUGGGUAAAGUUGGUCACCCACGCACCCCAAAACUGAAUCGUGUCUACUGUAAACUGUGUAGUGAACCCUGUGGGAUGUGGCCAUUCAAUUCAUGUGCACCAGGAGCUUGAAUCUGUGUGGUGGCCAUGCUCUCACUGCUCUAAUGACCUUUAACCUUUGAUCUGUCCUUGUACCUUUGUCAUAACGCUGCCGAUUCAUUGUAUUACUGUGAUACGCUGGUGUACAAAAUAAUGCAUACAGAAUUUUUUGAGUCAAUGCAGUUUGAAAAGAAUAAAGUUGCUUGAACUUCUCAAGUUA
Molecule: messenger RNA, 17809 nt
Organism: Aplysia californica (California sea hare)
Lineage: Eukaryota; Metazoa; Mollusca; Gastropoda; Aplysiida; Aplysiidae
Product: E3 ubiquitin-protein ligase MYCBP2
Exons: 96
Coding region: 162-15131 (4989 amino acids)
Cellular component (GO): nucleus
Source: RefSeq, a predicted model, not a curated record